Molecule: messenger RNA, 2648 nt
Organism: Pyricularia oryzae 70-15
Lineage: Eukaryota; Fungi; Ascomycota; Sordariomycetes; Magnaporthales; Pyriculariaceae
Product: PP-loop family protein
Exons: 1
Coding region: 109-2454 (781 amino acids)
Biological process (GO): tRNA processing
Molecular function (GO): ligase activity, forming carbon-nitrogen bonds; ATP binding
Source: RefSeq, a predicted model, not a curated record
GCUAGAUACGUAGUAGACAUUCUCCAAAGGCGCAGAAUCCAACAACCUAGGGGACUGGAAAAAAACAUCCACACAUCCACAACAGACCAGCAGCAAAAUUGUGAUGGAAUGGGCACGAUUCCGCAUGUAUUGCACCACUGUGCGCGGCCGAUCCGGCCCAGCGAGUUCGCCGACGCCGUCCAGGCCCUCUGCCGGCCUCGGAUGCAGGCGGCGCGCUCCAAUAUGCCCAUCCCCGUAGCCUUAGCCAUCAGCGGAGGCGUCGACUCCAUGGCCAUGGCAUGGCUAUGCGCCGAAGUUCGCCGUCUCGACCCAACCAUGCGCGUGGCCGACCACCGGGUGCUUCGUUUCAUGCCCAUAAUCGUCGACCACGACUACCGCAGACACAGCUACCGCGAAGCAAAGACCGUCGGUGACUUUCUGCGUGAGCGCUUGAACAUGAGGCCGAUCAUCGCAAGGAUUAUGUGGGACAAGUUGGAUAGGGAUCGCGUGCUCAAUCAUGGUGAGCCUUCUGGUAGGAGCAAGGGCGCUUCGCAAGACGACAGCAGGCUGAAGUCCAUCCGUCCGCAGGACAUUCCAAACUUUGAGACGGUGGCGCGAGAACAACGCUACCGCCUCUUUGCCCAGAAGAUGGUGCAUGAACGGUCCAUGUCGCUGUUCUUGGCCCACCACGAGGACGAUCAGUAUGAAUGGCUGCUGAUGCGCCUGAUGGACGGCCACGGCCCGCGCGGGCUAGUUGGCAUCCCGGCCGCCAACCAGCUGCCGCACACCCAAGAUAUUCACGGCUCGUACGAGAGUGGUUUUAUAGACGACCAGAACUACCGUAAUCCACUCUUUAGGCUUAAUCCUAACACCAACGAGAGCAAGGAGCUCCGGACCGCCUUGAAGGAGCAGAUAAUGCAAGAGCUCCUCAGUCCACCUUCUUCCAGCGCCGAGACGGGCUCUGCCGUGCGGGACUAUAUCUAUUCUCUUACUGGCGCUGAGGAUGGUCCCAACAGAGGAGCCCCCGAGUUGGAACCAUGCAGGGUAGAGGACGGCGGCACCAUGCUGUAUCGGCCGAUGCUUGAGUUCUCCAAAGACCGCAUCAUUGCGACAUGCGUGGAGAACGGUGUCCCGUGGUUUGAGGAUAGCACAAACAAGGACAUGACACUCACUCCGCGAAAUGCUAUCCGUCACAUGGUCAAGCACCACACUAUGCCAGUCGCGCUGCAAAAGCCAGCCGUCCUUGCCAUGUCCAACCGUAUUCGGCGUAGAUUGGAGCUACAGAAACAAGAGGCAGAUCGGAUUUUCAACCGGCUCGUCUUCUACGAGUUUCACCCUAACGUUGGAUCCAUUGUGGUUGAAUUCCCUAACCUCCGCCGCCCAGGCCCGCGCCGGAGGCACUCCAUAUACACGACCCGCUGGCGUCAAAUCGCCCUAGAUAACAAGACGAUAGCUGCGGCGCAAGCCUUCCGUCGCCUACUGCGCAUCGUCUCCCCAAAGAACGCAUUGCCGACUGCAGAGGACUUGCAACCCUUUGUGGGUCGAGUCCUUCCCUCCCUAGCCGACACAACCAUCGGUGAGGCACCCACCACUCCGCCCAAAUCAUUCGUCAUCAGCGGGGUGCAUUGUGUGCCCAUCCAACCCAAACCCAAAGACCCAAAUCAAAGAUUGAGGUGGCAGCUGGCCCGGGCGCCCCACAACUCGCCAGCCCGCGAGCCCCUCCCCUCGGUCGAGUUCCGCAGCCGGGUAUGGGCCUGGGCUUACCCCGACAAGAAACAAUGGUGGUGCUCGCCCGACACGAUCAAGCAAAAUCGGGGCGCCGUCUCGCACCGCUUCCGCUUCGUCCCGUAUGACGGCGGCCGCUUCUGGGUCUCGGUCCGACACCGCCUGCCCGUCAACGUGCACGUCGGACCUCUGGCCUUGCCGUACCUCCGCCGGUUCCGCGACGCCCUGCCUGACGACGCCUCCCGCCGCCGCCUCGAAGACCUGCUCAAACGCUACGCCGGCAACAAGCUCCGCUGGACCCUGCCGGCCGUUUACGCCUCGGGGCCCAUCUCCUGGGUCCAGGAUCCCUACAUGCAAGAACAUCCGUACACUCGGCCCAGCCGCGCACGCCAGGAGGAGAUCAUGCGCUUGAUCGAGUCCUCCCGCGACGAGAUGAACAUCAUCUCGCUGCCGACCCUGGAUAUGAGCUUGCCCGGAUUUGAGCAGUGGCUGCGGUGCGAGUUUCGCUUCCGCAAGGUCGACGGCGCCGUGCCCAGCAGCCUGGAACGCACCAGGAUCAACAGCAUGCUGGCCGUCGUCGGCUUCGGACACAAGUGUGUCACGCGCGUUGACAAGAGGCGCAAGAGGGUCGUCAGGCCCAGGAGAAAGGAUGCUGUGACGAGGGCGAGGAAGCCGCCGAUCGUGAGGGGUGUUGCUGCGCCUGGGAGGGCUGCGACAAAAGUGAGGUUAGCUCAUGUCGGCACGGCAUAGACGACUGUUGUGAAGCAUUUGUGUGGCGAGAGGCAUAGUAGUUCGGUCGCUCGGGGAUGUGUGUAUUUGUAUUCUCAACAAACAACGUGCCAUACUGUCUAGUACAAACAGCCUAGCAGACAAUGUCAGAAUACCCUUUUCAUUUUAUUGUCACAAUAACACAAGUUGAUGCUUAUGGCUAAGAAAGACUCGAA